CAGAUUUAUAUUGUCAUGAUUGUAAACGAGUGAAAUAAUUUUAUUUUACUUUACUUUUGUGUAUGUUAAUAAAAAUUCAAUGACUUAAAAUUAUAAUGUGAGCACAAUGUCUAACAAAGAUUAUUUUGAAAGCUGGCUUAAACUGAAGGAGCAAUUUAAAGCUGCUCUCGCAGAAGAUGAGCGUAUACAGGAACUUGCGGUCAACUUCAUAGGAAUAAAACCCCAAGCGACUGCUGUCGAAAUAGUUGCAAGAGUUUACAGUAAGUACUGUGAGCUAUAUAAUAAACUAUGCGAUUGUUACGAUCAAAUGGAACAAGUUCAAAGAAGACCAUACAUAAGGAAAAUAAUAGAUGCUAUAACUUGCCGAAUUAUUGAAUUAAAAAAGACUUUAGAAGAAAUAGAGGUUUUCGAAUACACUUAUCCAGAUAAUGCUUUUCAACAAAUGCUGAUACAACCUUACGACGUUGAAAUAAUGUGCCCCUUUUUUUAUCCAUUCGAAAUCCGACGAGCAGAAAUGCAGUACAUUAUGGAUCAAAUAUUCUCCGGCAACAGGAUAGGCGAUCCAACACCAACUCCUUCCGAAAUUGAGCGGAUUGAAGAGGAACGACAACAAGAAGAACAAAGAAUCCAAGAACAAAAGGAUGCGGAGAUCAGAAGAAAAAUGGCAUUUGGAGAAGACCCACACGUUUUUGAAAAUACAGUUGUUCUAACUCCUGCAGAGCUUGAGGAAAAAAGACUAACCGACGAAUACAAUAAGCAUAUAUUUAAUAUUCAAAAAAUGGAAAGAUCGCGAUUAGUCUUAAGAGAGAAGAAACACAAGGCUUUCAAGGAUGAAAACUUAUAUCUGGAAUUAGCAGGUUUGAAAAAGCCACCGAAAGAAGAAUCUCUUAGAAAUAAAUCUGCCGAAUUGAUUAAAAAAAUUCUCAAAAGGUUCAUGGAGAUAAAAAGGGUGAAUUUACGCGAGACAAAACUCAGGGAGAAACUUGGCAUGGUGAUAACUUCAUGGCAACAACCUUCGGCAAAGGUUCAGUUAGAAAAAGUGAAAGAAGCAAGAAGGAACUUUCGACGAACAUAUUAUGAACAAUGGAUACAACAAAAUAUUAAAGAAAAAGCUCGAGUUUUAAGGUUACGAGAGGGUGACAUAAUGGAUGACAUAACAGAUGAAAUAAGGCAAUGGUUUACAGAAUGGUUUAGAGAAGUUCGCGUUUUUGAUGAGUUUCCUUUUGCAGAAGAAGGUGGUUCAAUUUUAAUAGUAAGAGGAGAAACGUUCACUAUCGAUGAAUUUAUUCAGUGGCGUACUGAUGAGGAAAAACGAUUAAAAGCUGGAGGAGGCCAACCUCCAUCCAAGGAACAAAUCAAAGCCGAAAAACAAUUUCAACGAGAAGAAAAGAGGCGUUUAGCAGCCGAAGCUAAAGAUAGGGAAAAGAAAAGGUUAAACGAAUAUAAAAAAUCUCGGAUGCAUCCAGACAAUGACCCUGGCAUCUAUAUAAUGAUAGGUCACAAUCAAGCGGCCUUAAAAUGGUCUUGGCAAGACUACGAAAUGCUUUGGAGAGAAAUUGAUGUACCCGAUGCGGGUUUAGAUGCAAUAAAGGGUCAUAUUAUGCGACUCAUUACUGAAAAUGCAUAUAAAGAAAUACAAAUUGAACUGCGACCUAUUGUUGAUGAAAUUAUGAGACUGGAGUUAGAUAUUUUAAAAAAUGCGCUUAAAUCAGACUACCAAAGCUUUGGUAUGAAGGUACCACAAACUAAGAAAAGAAAAAAACCUAAAAAACCAAAACCACCAAAACCUGAAAAGGUCAAUCCUAAAGUUAUGUUCCAACUCUUAGCGGAUCACGGUAUUGUAAGAAAAUAUCCCCGAACUUUGCUUGAAGACUACUGGGGCGAUAGGAACUAUGCGGCUUCCGAUUGCAGAGCUGUUCUGUGGACACCAAAGUUCCCACCGCCGUGCAUUGGUGAUUUGAAGGAACAAAUACGAAUUCGGUGCAUUUUGACACUAGGUGCUACUUGCCAUGGUAUAAACAGAUCGCAACUAUUUGUGGGUCCCAAGGGAGCUGGCAAAAAAACAUUAAUUUACGCUAUUGCAACCGAAACGAACGCUCUACUUAUUGAUUUAUCACCGCUUAAUGUUUACAAUAAAUUUCUCGGUGGCAAAAAUACUCGUACAAUGUUUUCAUUUGUUAACAAGAUAAGUCGAUUAAUGCAGCCGACGGUAAUACUUGUGGAUCAAGCAGACAAGCUGUUUUACAAAAGGGUGCCCAAAGAGGAAAAGAUGUUUGACCCGACACGUUUUAGUAAGGACCUAUAUAAAGAAAUAAUAAAACCAAUUGGUAUGAACGAUAAAAUAUUAGUUUUAGGUACAGCGACAGAACCAUGGCUGUCAAAAACUUCUGCCAUGCACAAAGCAUUUCCAUCGACAAUCAUGAUUCCGAGAACGGACUACGGUAGUAUUUCUUAUAUACUUACUAAAAUGUUAAUGAAAUAUCACGGAGUUAACCGAGAUUUUAACGUCCAUUCUAUAGCUCAGGCUUUAAGGGGCUAUGACAUACACACUAUACGCGAGGUCGUUGAGAGUUUGAUGAAAGGCAAGCGGUUGGCGGAAUUGUACUAUAAACCUCUGGAACCUAUGGAAAUAUUACAAGGUGUACUGAAAUGUGAUGACGCUGUGUACACAGAUACGACUGAUACCGAAAUGUUUAAUGCCUGGUACAUGUCGUACAGUCCUUGGGGUCCCAAGUACGUGGAAUACAUGCUUAUGCUAGAGUCGCAAUACUUGUACAAACUAAAAGCAGAUAAAAAAAAUAAAAAGGCAGCAGCAUAAAACUGUUAAAAUCAAAACAUUUUUUAAUAUUUACUGGUAUUUGUACUUUGUGGUUAUUUUACUGGUUUUAAAUUAAAAAGAGGUUGCAUAUCA
Molecule: messenger RNA, 2911 nt
Organism: Trichoplusia ni (cabbage looper)
Lineage: Eukaryota; Metazoa; Arthropoda; Insecta; Lepidoptera; Noctuidae
Product: IQ and AAA domain-containing protein 1-like
Exons: 1
Coding region: 107-2818 (903 amino acids)
Molecular function (GO): ATP hydrolysis activity; ATP binding
Source: RefSeq, a predicted model, not a curated record